GAAGGCAAACCAAGAAACGUGCUACACGAUGCGUCGCGAGGGCCGGCAGCACGGGUGGGUGUACGCCGUCGACCGCAGCCUGGUCGACCCAGAGGGCAAGCGCCGCGCGGUGCACGCCGUGGAGGGGCCGGCUGCAGCCAACGGCGGGUUCGUCAGGGCGUCGCGGAAGCCCACCAACCACUCCAAGUUCACCGGCGGCCGCUCGUACAGGGAGCUCAGCGGCAAGGGCGCGGUGGCGGCGCCGGGCAAGGGGAGGCACAAGUUCAAGCACGACGAGGUCAAGAUGUACUACCUCGAGGGAGCCGACGGUGCCGCCGUCGAUGUGUAUGACAUGGAUGCAUGACCGCAGCUGCAUUGCCAGGAAGAGGUGGAGAUUAACUCUUCGUAGUUUUGUAUCUGGAGCCUGAACUUUUUUUGUGAUGUGAACCUUUGUUGCUUCGGCGAAAUUGUGGUGCUAGUCUGAACUCUGAACUAGACUUUCGUGUCAGGAGAUUUGCAUGGGAUUGUACUUGAAAUGUAUGACCAAAUAAAUAACAGUGGCUAUGGCGCAUCAGAUCCUUGA
Messenger RNA from Phragmites australis (common reed), 562 nucleotides. RefSeq lists its product as uncharacterized. The coding region runs from base 29 to 343 and encodes 104 amino acids. Lineage: Eukaryota; Viridiplantae; Streptophyta; Magnoliopsida; Poales; Poaceae. The transcript has a single exon. The record is from RefSeq and is a predicted model, not a curated record.